UUUUUCCUGUCCCUCGCGUGCAGUGUUUAUGCCGGGACCGAUCAUAGGUGGCGCUGCGAUCGACGCCAGCUGCAUCCUCUGGCAGAUCGACGCAUGCGGUGAGACGGGGUCGUGUUGGAUGUACGACAACGAUCAACUACGCUACACUCUGCACGGCAUCGCGCUAGGAGUUAAGUGCGCAGCCACCUGUCUGUAUGCUGCAGCGUUUCUGACGUGCAAGGGAAAGCUGGCCGGUGAUGACAACGCCUAUGAGACAGAUGAGAAUCAGGGAGAGCGAGAGGGAAGCGGGAAGGAGAAGGAGGAGAGAGUGGAGAUGUUGAGGACGACGCCGGCGGCGGCUACCUAAUUCGUGUUGCUUCGACGCCCGCGUGUUUUUUUUGACGCUGUGUCAUUUGCGAUAUACGAUACGUCUGUGUGUGUGUGUGUGUGUGUGUGUGUGUGUGUGUGUGUGUGUGUGUGUGUGUGUGUGUG
This is a messenger RNA of Priapulus caudatus, 471 nucleotides long. Its product is annotated as solute carrier organic anion transporter family member 4C1-like. The coding region runs from base 29 to 346 and encodes 105 amino acids. Gene Ontology annotation, biological process: transmembrane transport; sodium-independent organic anion transport. The transcript has a single exon. The record is from RefSeq and is a predicted model, not a curated record. Gene Ontology annotation, cellular component: membrane. Lineage: Eukaryota; Metazoa; Priapulida; Priapulimorpha; Priapulimorphida; Priapulidae.